AUGGAGUCAGAAGAAAAAGAAUCUCGUAGGAAAAAGAAUUUCGUUCGUAAUAGAUUAGAUCAUAAGCCUUUAUUUGGUCAAUUUAUUUCACCUAAACUAUUGGCGACAGAACAGAAAGAUGCAAAAAAUCAAAAGGAAAAGCAGGAAAAGGAUGACAGGUCGUUUGAAUCGGAUAAACUUGAUCCUUCCAGUUUAAUCAAGAGCAAUGCUGACACAGCGAUAAUACGUUUUUUGAAAAAAGUCAAAAAAUUUCAAGAUUCUGCGUGGAAAAAAAAUCCAAUUAAGGCAAAAUCAAAACCUCGAUUAGUUUAUGGCUUAAGAGAAAUACGAAAGCAGUUAUUGCUUGAAACAGUACAAUGUGUUAUAUUGGCGCGCGAUAUUGAGAUCGAGAAAACUAAACUUGCUACUAAAGUCGAUACGAUUAGGGAAAUCUGUGCAUCCAAUCAUAUUAAUAUUCUUUGGAUAUCCUCGAAGCACGAUUUAGCUAAAGCGGUAGAUAAAUGGCCAAUCGUAUCUGCUAUAGCGAUUCUUGAUUAUCGCGGUGCUGAAGAUGCAUACAGCGAAGCGAUGCACACACUUACAAACUUUAUGGCAUGUUGUCGGAUUGUUGAGCAUACUGAUCAGCCAUCACUACUCGCUUAA
This is a messenger RNA of Brugia malayi, 642 nucleotides long. RefSeq lists its product as uncharacterized. The transcript is spliced from 5 exons. NCBI's taxonomy places the organism in Eukaryota, Metazoa, Nematoda, Chromadorea, Rhabditida, Onchocercidae. Gene Ontology annotation, cellular component: ribonucleoprotein complex. Gene Ontology annotation, molecular function: selenocysteine insertion sequence binding; ribonucleoprotein complex binding; mRNA 3'-UTR binding. The coding region runs from base 1 to 642 and encodes 213 amino acids. The record is from RefSeq and is a predicted model, not a curated record. Gene Ontology annotation, biological process: selenocysteine incorporation.